Molecule: messenger RNA, 624 nt
Organism: Pipistrellus nathusii (Nathusius's pipistrelle)
Lineage: Eukaryota; Metazoa; Chordata; Mammalia; Chiroptera; Vespertilionidae
Source: the annotation of a GenBank genome assembly
AUGUAUCCAGCGCCCUCCGCCUGCACUUGCCUGUGUUUACACGUCCUGCUGCUGUGCUUCCAGGUCCAGGUGCUGGCGGCCGAGGAGAACGUGGACUUCCGGAUCCACGUGGAGAACCAGACGCGGGCUCGCGACGAUGUGAGCCGUAAGCAGCUGCGGCUGUACCAGCUCUACAGCCGGACCAGCGGGAAGCACAUCCAAGUCCUGGGCCGUAGAAUCAGCGCCCGCGGCGAGGACGGCGACAAGUAUGCCCAGCUCCUAGUGGAGACCGACACCUUCGGCAGUCAAGUCCGGAUCAAGGGCAAGGAGACGGAGUUCUACCUGUGCAUGAACCGGAAGGGCAAGCUGGUGGGCAAGCCCGACGGCACCAGCAAGGAGUGCGUGUUCAUCGAGAAGGUCCUGGAGAACAACUACACGGCCCUGAUGUCGGCCAAGUACUCGGGCUGGUACGUGGGCUUCACCAAGAAGGGGCGGCCGCGGAAGGGCCCCAAGACCCGGGAGAACCAGCAGGACGUGCACUUCAUGAAGCGCUACCCCAAGGGGCAGGCGGAGCUGCAGAAGCCCUUCAAGUACACCACGGUGACCAAGCGGUCCCGGCGGAUCCGCCCCACGCACCCCGGCUAG